Trichobilharzia szidati is the source of this 728-nucleotide messenger RNA. The record is from the annotation of a GenBank genome assembly. Lineage: Eukaryota; Metazoa; Platyhelminthes; Trematoda; Strigeidida; Schistosomatidae.
AUCUUGUAUAAAUUAGGAAUAAUGAGGAAGAGAUUUACCAGUGAUGUAAUCAUUGUGAAUUGACUGACUGACUGAUUGAUUAACUGAUCGAUCGAUUGAUUGAUUGAUUGAUUGAUUAAGGAAUUGUGUCAUGGAUUAAACCCAGUUUGAUUACUUCUAAUUGGUUCUGUGUAACUUAACAAAUCAAGUAACACCUGUAGUAGUAGUAGUAGUUCCAUCCAUAAAAGGAAACACACACGCGGCAUUAGCCACCACUAACUUUCAUUAUAAACAACAACAACAACAGCAACAGCAACGUUUCAACGUUCAAUAUCACAUAUAAACUAAUUUGUUGUAAUACAUAAGAACGAUAAGAACAGAAUCACAAAUAUCACUUUCGUGUAUUCCUCACAUUUAACAAAUAUAUCUUUCACGGUUAGUAUUCUGUUCAACUGGCAAUGUGUAAAAGUUGGAUUUAUACAAUGUUAUUACUUUACGCCAGCGGACAUAUAACAUUUCAUGAAAUACUAGGCUCAUCACUGUCAUUCUGUUCACCGCCAGGAAAAUCCUGUUCAGUAUAUCGUCCAUGUUGUGGUAGAGACUGGGUGUGUAAUCGAGGAAGUUCUGCUGAAGGAACAUGUGUUCAAUGCGCUCAGUCGAAUAGUCCAUGUCAACAUGCAAAUGACUGUUGUCGAGGUGUAUGCGUAUACGGUACAUGUAAGCUGAUGGGAUUUUUAAGUGAAGGUUGA